GCUCACCUGGAAAUGUGAAGGACGCACUGGGGAGUUCAUGUGACCUCCUGUUUGGAGCGGCUUUCCGGCUAUUGUGUCCCAGGACUAUGGACGGUAGUUCUAGCAUUAUUCACAGCCUGUGUAACAGAAGCUCUACAAACUGAAACUGGGGUGACACAUGAUCCAAAUUUACAUCGUUGUCUCACAUGGGGUAUUCUUUGGAAGGUGUGUCAUUCAUUUGGGCAAUAGGUUUAUAGUGGAUAAUUCAGGAAUACACAUUUCACAAAGGGAGUAUUGUAGCCGAUUGAAAUCGAGAUUUUGGCAACGGCGAUUUUCAAGUCUGUCGAGUUUGUUGGGUAUCGAGCAUCUCCCGGUGGCGCAUCAAAGGGCGCAGCGCUUUUACGCACAGGAACGAAACCACUCUUCCCCGGAGAGUCGGUGGAACUUGUGGCUCAAUGGCAUCAUGGACUUCAAGCGACUCGUUACCAGAUCUGAAAGAACUGGAGAAAAAGAUUGGGCGAAAAACACCGGAAAGUCUUGUUGCUUCGAUAAGAGAUCAUGCGAUGGAUUGCGACGAGAAAGGGGACCAAAAUGACAUCGAUAAGGACAACGAAAGCUUUUCUGAAAAGAUUCAACACCUGAAACGAGAGAUGCGGGGUCUCCGGCGGGCUGACGUGCAGAUCCUGUGGCAGCUGGUGGCAGUGCACGAGGGCCUGGAGGCGCUGCGCUGGCUGGAGGAGGAGCCGGGGGGGGCUCUGGCCAGCGGAGCCAGCAGUCUAACGGGCAGCCAGAGCAGCCUGGGCACCGCCGAGGGAGCCUGCUGGCCCUCCCUCACCCCCAGCAGGAGCAGUCCUGUACACGGGGAGUGCUCUCCUCCCAGGACGGAGCCCGCGGGAGUCCCUCUGUCGCCUCACCAGGAAACCCCCCAGGCUGCCAACCAGAAGGGACAGAGCCUCCCAAAGCCCGCCCUCUGGUCAGAGGAGGCGGGCUCUACCUCGGGCCCAGCGGGCCCCGAGCGGGGUGUCAGGGACCUCAGGUGGAGCAUCGGCCGCAACAAACGAACACCAUCAUGUAGCACCAGCCCUGUCCCCGGGGGGUCGGACACGGGAACGCCGCCCAGGACGUGUUCACAGGGAUCGGGCUUGCUGCCGACCGCGCCGCGGGACUACCAGAACAGCACGCAGGCCGUCAGGACGGCCCUGGACAGCAAGAGGCCGAAGAGGGGGAGUGGUGGGGGUUCGGCCCCAACCAAUCACAAAGGAGAGACGAAGACGCGGGGCGAUGUCCCUGAGGGGCGUGUCCAGAGGGCCGCCGGGAGGCGGGGGGGCGAGGAGGAGCUCAGUGUGGAGGCGGCGCUGUUUGGGUACGAUGCUCAGUGGCGCUGGGUGGAGUCACAGGAUGAUGUGACAUUUUUAUGAUCCUUUUGAAAUUCAGAUUAUUUUUGAAUGCUAAUUUUUGGAGGACACAUUUAGGAUCUUACUAUUACAUUUUAUAAUGAUAAUAAGUGCCUGAGAUAACAAUGCCUGAGCGAUAAAUGCUGUUUGACAGAUUUGGAAUACGAUUAAUGUUUUUCAUUCUCAAAAGACUCUCCAAAAAGUACAAAUAAUAUAGAUGUAUAAGAUAUUAAUUAUAUCGAUAUAAAGAUAGUAUUUUUUUGCAAAGGAUUCAUCAACUAUAAAGUAUGAGUUUGUAUGUUUUAUAUAUCCCUAUAUUACCUAAUGUUGCAUCACCAAUUGAGGUGUUGAUUGAUCUGGCAAACAACAAUAUGGUCACAAUAGUGUCGGUGUUGCUCUCGGCCUUUGUCUAAUGAUAUUGUGUUUCACUUUAAUAUAAUGAUGGAUAAUAUGUUUAAAAACCACACUCAUGGGGCUAAUGUUGUGGACAAAUUGUGAUUCAAUAAACAUCUGUAACAUCUGUGUUUCAUUUGAAAUAGCGUACGCUUCAUGAUAAGAUUCACAUCGCUACGAUAUUUAUUCUGCUGGAGAGCGAAUCAACUUUAUGUUGUCCUCUAAGCCAACCUUAUUCUAAAGGAUCCUACAAAUAAAAAUGUUAAGUGUAUAUCCACAGCUAUGGAUCAGGGGCCGUAUUCACAAAGGAUCUUAGGGCUAAAAGUAGGUCCUAACUGGCGAAUUUAGGAGUAACUCCUAAAAAUAAUGGGCGUGUCACUCUUAAAUUUAGGACUCCUAACUUUUUUCACUAAGAGCAAUUCACAAAGUAUUUUAGGACUAAAAGUAGCACCUAAGUCUAGGAGAUCUUAAAAGUCCUCAAGAGGACUCCUAACUCAGUAAGACCUAUUCACAAAGAAUCUUAAAAUGCCUGCGAGACGAAAUGUUAGGGUAUUCAACUUAUUGUGGAGUUAAUGCGCGAUGCAAUAACAUCCCCGACUAACAGGAAUAAUCCG
Molecule: messenger RNA, 2380 nt
Organism: Gadus chalcogrammus (walleye pollock)
Lineage: Eukaryota; Metazoa; Chordata; Actinopteri; Gadiformes; Gadidae
Exons: 3
Coding region: 435-1397 (320 amino acids)
Biological process (GO): positive regulation of canonical NF-kappaB signal transduction; positive regulation of cytokine production
Source: RefSeq, a predicted model, not a curated record